Molecule: messenger RNA, 1978 nt
Organism: Solanum pennellii
Lineage: Eukaryota; Viridiplantae; Streptophyta; Magnoliopsida; Solanales; Solanaceae
Product: ABC transporter G family member 11-like
Exons: 9
Coding region: 1-1950 (649 amino acids)
Cellular component (GO): membrane
Molecular function (GO): ATP hydrolysis activity; ABC-type transporter activity; ATP binding
Source: RefSeq, a predicted model, not a curated record
AUGGAUUCUCCUAUUGAUGAAAUUCAAAAAAAUAUGUCAAAAAAGAAAGAAAGUGAUCCAUUAAUUAUGUCCACAAAAAUUAAUAUUUCAUCUAAUAAUGAUAAUAAUGAUGGAAUUUAUUUAUGUUGGAAGGAUUUAUGGGUAAGUGUGCAAGAUAAAAAAGUUGGAAGAAGGCCAAUACUUGAAGGGAUAAGUGGAUAUGCUCAACCUGGUGAAGUUUUGGCUAUUAUGGGGCCUUCUGGUUGUGGCAAAUCUACGCUUCUUGACGCGUUAGCAGGUAGAUUAGCUUCAAACACAAGACAAAGUGGAGAUAUACUUGUCAAUGGACGCAAACAAGCACUAGCUUUUGGAACUUCGGCCUAUGUGACACAAGAUGACACACUAAUGACAACAUUGACAGUAAAAGAAACAAUAUGUUAUUCAGCUCAAUUACAACUCCCUCAAUCAAUGUCAUUAGAAAGAAAGAAAGAAAGAGCAGAAGAAACAAUAAAAGAAAUGGGAUUACAAGAAGCAAUGAACACAAGAAUUGGUGGAUGGAGUUUAAAAGGAUUAAGUGGUGGACAAAAAAGAAGAGUUAGUAUUUGUAUUGAGAUAUUAACAAGACCAAAAUUAUUGUUUCUUGAUGAACCAACAAGUGGUUUGGAUAGUGCUGCAUCUUAUCAUGUCAUGAAUAGAAUUAUCAAGAUUGCACAACAAGAUAUGAGGACUAUUGUGGCAUCAAUUCAUCAACCUAGUAGUGAAGUUUUUGAACUAUUUGAUAAUCUUUGCCUUCUAUCUUAUGGUAAAACCAUUUAUUUUGGCUCAACUUCCAAAGCAAAUGAGUUUUUUGCUGUCAAUGGAUUUCCUUGCCCAUAUAUGAGGAACCCUUCUGAUCACUAUCUUAGAACAAUUAAUAAGGAUUUUGAUGAUAUUGAGGAAGGAUUGGGCAAAAACAUAAUUAACUCAGGCAAAGCAAUUGACACUCUUGUUAUGUCAUAUGAAUCAUCAGAAGCUUGCCUUAAUGUUAGGCAAAGGGUUCUCACAAUUUCUCAAAAGAAUGGACGAUUCCUCGAAAAUAAGGGAAGUCAAGCAGGGUUCAUCACUCAAUGUAGAGUUCUAACACAAAGAUCGUUUGUCAAUAUGUAUCGCGAUUUAGGCUAUUACUGGCUUCGAUUGCUUAUUUAUCUUGCACUUUGCUUGUGCAUUGGCACUAUCUUUCAUGAAAUUGGCUCUGAUUAUGGUUCAAUUCAGGCUAGAAGCUCAAUGCUUGUAUUUGUGGUUGGCUUCUUAACAUUCAUGGCAAUUGGUGGAUUCCCUUCUUUUGUAGAGGAAAUGAAAUUUUUUACGCGCGAAAGGCUAAAUGGACACUAUGGUGUGGGUGCAUUUGUGAUUGGCAACACAUUAUCAUCAACACCAUUCUUGUUAUUGAUCUCUUUGGUUCCUGGAGCUGUGGCUUAUUAUCUUGCUGAUGUUCAAAAAGGGAUUGAUAAAUUUGCCUAUUUUUUCCUAAUGUUAUUUGUUUGCAUGAUGCUAGUUGAGAGCCUAAUGAUGAUUGUUGCAAGUAUUGUCCCUGACUUCCUCAUGGGAAUUAUAACAGGUGCCGGAAUUCAAGGAAUAAUGAUGCUAAAUGGAGGUUUUUUUCGAUUGCCAUAUGAACUUCCAAUGCCAAUUUGGAAAUAUCCAAUGUACUAUCUAUCCUUCCACAAAUAUGCAAUUCAAGGUUUUUAUAAAAAUGAAUAUGAAACUUUUACAUAUUUUACAAAUAGUGGAUUGGCUAUAAUAGUUACUCGUGAUGAAAUAUUGAGAGAUAUUUUUCAAGUAGAAUUAAAUUAUUCUAAGUGGGGAAAUAUUGUUAUUGUUUUUGGGAUGGUCAUUUUAUAUAGGUUAAUUUUUCUUUGUAUUAUUAAGGGUAAAGAAAAGUUUAGACCUUUGGUAAGAGGUUUUAAAUAUUGUUAUGUACCACAUAUAUAAUAGAUAUAUGACAUGUUGAAAGUUUGGC